Xiphias gladius (swordfish) is the source of this 8547-nucleotide messenger RNA. It is a transcript of the gene rif1, whose product is annotated as replication timing regulatory factor 1. The record is from RefSeq and is a predicted model, not a curated record. Gene Ontology annotation, cellular component: nucleus. The transcript has 36 exons. The coding region runs from base 227 to 7819 and encodes 2530 amino acids. Gene Ontology annotation, biological process: telomere maintenance. Lineage: Eukaryota; Metazoa; Chordata; Actinopteri; Istiophoriformes; Xiphiidae.
CGGCGUGGUAGUUUGGCGCCAGCGAUUUCGCGGGGUAACGACACAAGGAGCAGCGCUGCGGAGGAAGGAAGCCGAAACGCCAGGCACAAAACGCCGGACUACGGAGCCACGGACGUCGGGAAAAGCGACGCGGACGGCCGGUGUGAAUUCCCGGGUUGGAUGCUGUGUCACUUCAGCUUCUUGCGUUUCCUCCUGAACUCCGCGGGCCUUGAGGAGGUGAGUAAUAAUGAUGGCGACGGCGGAGCCUCCGAGCAGCUCCAGCUUCCUCCCUCUGCUAGAGUCUCUGGAGGACAGCGCUGCCGGAGAGUCCGAGAAGACGGACGCCUACCUCACCAUCGCCAAUCGGCUCAGUGGCGAAGAAGGCCGCCAGUUUCUGCCUGCAGUUGAAAAGCACUUUUCUCGUUUGGGUAAAGCCAUCUUGGCUCACAUAACCAGUCCGAAUGCGGAUCUGAGCCAAGCUGCCCUGCAAGCUUUAGGGUUUUGUGUGUACCAUUCCCAUGUGGUCUCCGGAGUGCCUGAAGCCUUUGCAGCAGAAAUACUUUCGGCACUUUGCUCCCUGGUGGUAAAGUCGACGGACAAGAACACGUGCACCAGAGCGUUGUGGGUCAUCUCCAAACAGAGCUUUCCUCCAGAUGUAGUCGCCAAAAAAGUGCCGUCCAUACUGGGAACUCUGGAGAGUGUGUGGUGCAGAGAGGACAUCCAGUCUGUAGUAAUGGAGCAUGAAGCCCUGAAUGUCAUCAUCAGGAUGCUGGAGCAGGUGCCAGCCCAGAUGGGUGAUGGAGCAGUACGCUGGGCGAAGCUGAUCAUUCCCCUGGUCGUCCACUCUGCCUCCAAGGUGCGUCUGCGGGCCGCAGCGGCCAUGGAGAUGGGCAUGCCUCUGCUACUGGAAAAGCAGACGGAGGUGGCUGCUAUCAUCGAACCCAUGAUGUCCUCGAAGCUGAUCCCAGAGCUGCAGAAGCUUUUCAUGACAAAGAAUGAAACCAACGUCCUGAAGCUCUGGCCCUUAUUUGUGAAACUGCUCGGGAAGCUGCUGCACAGAGGAGGUCCCUUCAUCAACUCUCUGCUGCAUCUGGAGGAGCUCGGUUUCCGCAGCUCCUCUCCCACCGUCAAGAAGAUUGCCUUCAUUGCCUGGAAGAGCCUCAUAGAUAACUUUUCCCUCAAUCCAGACAUCCUGUGCAGUGCCAAACGUAUGAAGCUCUUGAUGCAGCCGCUCGCAUCCAUCCACGUCAGGACAGAAGCCCUGCUGCUCACCAAGGUGGAGGUCUGGUGGUACCUGGUGGUCCAGCUGGGACCCAACCUGUCGUCCAACUUUGAUCAGGUAUCCGUGCCUCUGCUCCAGUGCACCAUCGGAUCCGACGGCCCUACAGUCUCAGGCACUCCCUCGAGAGCGGUCGCUCAAAACGGUGCCGCUACACCUGGCACACCCAAAAGUGGCGCCCCGGGCUUCAGCAGCCAAGCCAACACGUCUCGGAUGAGCCUGAACUCCAGUGUCCAGGGCCCCUCCGCCUUCCCCUCCAUCCAGCUGCUGGGCCUGGAGAUGUUGCUGCACUAUUUCCUGGGGCCGGAGGCUGUUGCCACGGCGGCAAAGACGAAACUCAUCCUGAGCCUUGAGCCCUUGAACCACCCGCUCCUCUCUGGUGCCUCCUCUUUCGCCAAACACGCCGCUGUGCUCAUCUCGAACAUCAGAGACGGAUUCACCAACAUCGGCAAGGACGCUCCGGAUUCCCUUUUGGCUGUCAUAUGGACGAGCCUUGUCCGUUUCGUCAGCUUAACUAUAGAGUCUGUAGGAAGUAAGAAGGACCGUCAGGGCUGUGAAGUCCUCACACUGACGCUUCAGGCUCUGCAGAGCAUCGUCACCUCUGAAGCUCUGCCCGCAGACAGAGUCCUGGUUCUGUUCGAGGCCACAGCGAAAGGUAUUCCCCAGAGAGUUCUCGGCUCUGCCUCCUACCAAGUCGGCAAAAUGGAUGUGCUAAAUGGAACACCGGCUCUCUUUCUCAUCCUUCUCCUCUACAACAGCAGCAUGCUCUCAGCCUACAUAGAGGACGAGAGGUUUUUUCAGUGCCUUCAAACGCUGGUGGGCUGCGGCCUGUCGGGCCCCACCUCCCCUCUGGCGUUCGGGGAGGCGGUGCUGGCUGCCCUCAGAGGCAGCGCCGGGUCCCUGCAGAACAAGGAGCAGCUGUGGAGGAUGUGGAGCGCGAUGGUCAGCCCGCUCACCGACACCAUCACACAGUCUAAUGAAGUCAACCAAGGCGACGCUUUGGAGCACAACUUCAGUGCCAUGCACUCUGCCCUGCUGUUCCCCAUUACACACCUACUGCGCGGCACACCACUACAGCAGGCGGCCCAGAAGUCGAUGCUGUCGACGUGGUCGAAGCUUUACAAGGUGUUCGCCCGCUGCUCGGCACUGGUGGUCACAGCUGAGGAGAACAUCUGCUGCGAGGAGCUCUGCGCAAAGAUGACGGCCUCCAUAGACAAAGACGCCUUAGCGGUUCCUUCAACAUUAAAUGCUGUUGCCAGUAUCCUCCAAGUCAUGGUCGAGUGCGUGGACUUCUCGCCCUACACUCCUCAGUUUCAGCAAAAGCUGAAGUCUCCUCACACUCCUGUAAACUGGAUGAGAAAGAGGAAUAAGGCCCUGGGGAACCUGUCCACGUUCCAGUCCCUGCUGGUACAAUGUCUAGAGGUUUAUCUGGAGGGCGCUGAGGCUUCGUCUGAGGCCACGGGAGGCGCCCUGGUCUCCAUCCUGUCUGUGCUCUUCACCAACCUCGCCCUCGCCAACGCUGUCCAGGAGGCGCUCGCUUCUCUGAUUCAACCUCUCGCCCUCUUCUACAAACGAGCCGCCGGCGAGCCGCCCAAAUUCACACCGCAGCUUCUGGGAAAGCUGGAGAAGCUUCUCGGAGAGGUUCUCGGCUGCCUGCAGAGCCGCUCUGCUUUGGCCUACAAUGAUGAGCUCCUGGCUCUGCUUUCUCCUCUGCUGUGUGCGCUGUUUCCACACAAGAACAAGCAGCUCCGCACCUCGGUGACCCAGUUCUGGAACGCCACCUUUGCCAACUCAGUCAGCCUCACUUACCCCGAUGAGAUCAGGCCAGUACUGAGCCAAGCGAAGCAGAAGAUCCCGAUCAUUCUUCCCGGCUUUGAGCUGGUCACCGUUUCUGACGAGCUCAGUGGACAGUAUUCGAGUGAGAGUUCCCAGUUGGACACCAAGCUCAGCGGGAUGGCCGUUUCAUCUGUGGGGAAGAGGGAGUCACUGCUGGGAAAGGCUGCUGAGCCGAAGGACAGGAGCGCCAUGAAGACUUCCAAGCCAGUUUCUACAAAGCUGGACUUUGGCUCUCCCAAGCCUCCCCGCAGAGAGGUUUUGGAGGAAGAGGCCUCCGUCGACUUUGUCUUCAUUCCCCCUGAGACGAAGGAGAGAGUUUUGACGGAGCACCAGAAGGAAGUUAAAAGGACCAAAAGGGUUGACAUCCCGACCAUGUACAACAACCUUGAUGCCUCCCUGGAUACCACGGUUUUCACUCAGUACACUCAGAGUCAAGAGGACUCUUUGGACAAACUGCCAACAGAACAGGCUGACAAGGUUACCAAAGAGGCUCCUGGCAAGGUUCCUCAGGAAGAUGUUGAAAAUGAGGAAGACACUGAAAUUCUAACAAAAGAGACUCAAGACUAUGCCAGCCCGAAAGAAGUAGAAAACCACCUGCAGGCAGAGCUGAUCCCAGAGUCAGCAGAUGUUUCCAUGGAGGACGAUACCAAGACUGAGGAUAGAGCAGAAGACAUGGACAUGCAGUCUAAAGAAGGUUCAAGUCCUAACAUCUCGGGCUCUUCAGAUUUGGUAACAGGGACUCCUCAGAAACCCAACAGUCGGCGUCAGUCCUUUAUUACUCUUGAGAAGUAUGCUGAGGGAAAGUCUGCCAGUCCCAGCAGUGCAUCCAAGUUCACAGGUCCCCUGAUGAAGACCUCGAAUAGGCACGAACACUCUAAUACCAACAAGACAUCCUCUUCUCAGGCUUCCCAGAUACCCGCUAGCUCAAACUCUAAGGAUUCCCAAUCCACUCAGACAGGGAAAAUAAACCCUCAGCAUCCUUUGAACAAUGCCACGGAGUCCCCUCGAAGACCAAAAGACUCUUGGAUGAAAAGUGAGCCUGUAAGGCUCACUGAAAGAAUGCCCAGUGACACAACAGAGGAAGAAGAUGUUAUCGCAGACACCCAGACUGAAGUGGAGGGCAAAGAGAGUACAAAAAUGACUUACACAUCAGAGGAAAUUAAACCAUCAAGUCAGGAAGAGGACUUGGAUGAUUCUCAAUCCUCUGUGACCCAGACUUCUCCAGGUGAACGAAGACGGUCUGGACGCUACAGAGUCAGACCUCUCCUGCCUGGAGAGGACCCUGAGGAACGGGAAGAGAAGAACAUCCAGUUAAAAAAGAGACGCUCUGGAGAGGUGCUGAACAGUGAUUCUCCAAAGUCAAGCUCAAUACAAAGCAGACCAAACACAAGAAGUAAGCAGGCUGCUGAGGAGGACAGUUGCAGAGAGAGAUUACGAACAAGGGCCCAGAGGGACAAGAAUGAGACAAGCCAAACCAAUUCUCAGGGCAGAGCACACAAGAAGAUCAAACUCUAUAGCAGUUCAGAGGAGGUCCGUAAUAAACCUGAACCCAGAAGGAGAAGCACCAGAGAACAAGAGUCUAGCCAGACUGACCUACAGUCAGACACACAGUCUGACUAUGAAAGCCAGUCACAGGGUAGGCGCAGACGGCGGAGCAAAGCAUCAUCAGAAACUGAUGAGGAGCGGGGACUGAAGAAAAAGGUUGUGCCCGAGAAAGAACAGUCUAGCCAAACUGCCACACAUGAGCUUGAGGUUGUAGAACAGACGGAAAAGGAUGAUAAUGAGUUAAAGAGAGACUCUCAGAUGAUCAGUCCUUCUCUUCAAACUGGUAACAGCUCCCAAGAAUCUGAGCUUGUAGAACAGACCAAAAAGGAUGAUAAUGAGUUAGAGAGAGACUCUCAGAUGAUCACUCCUUCCCCUCAAACUGGUAGCAGCUCCCAAGAAUCUGAGCUUGUAGAACAGACCAAAAAGGAUGAUUAUGAGCUAAAGAGAGACUCUCAGUUGAUCACCACACAUGAGCUUGUAGAGCAGACUGAAAAGGAUGAUAAUGAGUUAAAGAGAAACUCUCAGAUGAUCACUCCUUCCCUUCAAACUGCUGAUGGUAGAUCCCAAGAGUUUGAGCUUGUAAAACAGACUGAAAACAGAGAGAGAGAUUCGAUAGUCAUUUCUACUCCAACUAACGAGUCUCAAGACGGAACAAACAGGACAAACAAGUUGGUGAAUAAAUCACAGGUCAAAGACGAACACAAGACACCAGAAGGUACUGAUGAAAACCUUAGUCAAGAGAACUCCCAAGAGAUCACACCAUCCUCUGAUAGCCAGUCUCUGCGUAGAUCCAGAAGAAGCAAGGCCUCAUCUGAGGCGGCAGAGUCUGAAGAAAAAAGUGACAGUAAGGACUCAUUAGGAAGGAAGAGUCGGUCUAAUUCUCAGACAAAUGUAUCAGCUGUUGGUCAGGCAGAGGCCAGAAUGGCAGGUAGGACCAGAAGGAGCAAAGUACACGAAGAGCGGUCAAAAUCAAGUCCUAGCUCAACCCCAGAGAGCUCUCAGUCAUUAGAUCUUGCUCAAUCAACAGAGUCCUCCCAAGGCAGGGGCAGAUACUCAAGACGAAGGUCUUCUCAAGCGUUAGCCAGUACGGAGUCCUCAGAGUCUGAAUCCUCAGUGGCCAGAGAAAAUUCCCAUAUGCCCAAAAAGAGGGGGAGGAAACCUCGAGCUUCUCUUCCAAGCCCUCUCACCCUUGAAUCUAAAGAAGACAGACUUAAUAAUGAUAUGGCAAAGGACGUUGCUGAUACUUCUCAAAAAGCAGAUACACCAAGCAUAGAAGCUAAAAAUGUAUCAGAUUCAGAGGAAUCGCCGAAAAGCCAAGAUUUGCGGGGUUCUGAAUCACUCCAUGUUACUGGUGAUAGUGAGGAACAAAGUAACAGAGAAUCACCAAUGGAGGCAGAUGUUGAUGCUGCUGUAGCCUUGGAGCAUGUUGCUCCAGAGAAAACUGAGAUUGAAGACACAAAUGAGAACAGUGUGUCACCUCGCAAGGAGGAGCAAAGAGACUCUGAAAGAAACACUGAUAAUACUUCUUUGCAAGAAAGUGACAUUGGGGACUUGGAAAUGCUUGAAUCAGUUGGGAUCACUAAUGAACAGAUUCAGGAAAAGUUGCCCAGUGACCCCUCUGCUGUGGACACAGUGGCGCCCCCUGAUGAGACAACAGAGAAACCUCAGCUCUCAGAGUCUUCGGAGGACAAGGCUGAAGUAGUUCCUGAAACUGGAGACAGUGUUAAAGAAAAUCAAAAAGAUGACUUAGACCGCCAAGAACUUCCAGUUUCAGUGGAAGACACAGCUCAAGUUGGUCGUAGUGACUCCUUUUCACAAAAGCAGGUAGACUGUCCAAAUGUCAUAGAGGAGCUUUCAAAGGAGGAUGAACAGUCUGCCUCAAACCAGCAUACAGAGACCAGGACUGAGGAAGAGAUCACACCUCUACAGGAGAAUGAUAAAGAAAGCGAAACCCAGGUUAUGGAGCGUCAGGAUGAAGAGAAAACUCAGACCGCCAACACUGAGAAUGAUGUAGUUGUAAAUUUGGAUGCUGCUCUGACUGAUCUUUGUGACGCUUCAGUGCCUGCGGACUCUGCUAGCAAAGGUGUUUUUCAGGAUUCUCCGGUGAAGCAGCAGGACCUGGAGGCUGUCAUGGGGUCAGAUGUUGGCCAAAGCCCCAGCAGUGGCAGGACCAAAGGAACCUGGUCUCCUUCAGCCUCCCCCUCCACCAGUAUUCUUAAGAAGGGCCAGAAGAGACCACUAGAGGAGGAGACUCCCUCACCUCUUGUCAAAUCCAGACGUGUGUCUUUUGCUGAUCCAAUCCAACAGCAGGAAACGGCAGACGACAUUGAUCGUCGCAGCCCUGCAAUCAGAACCAGUUCCCCCAGAAGAUCCAAAAUUAGCAGUAUCCCGCACCCCAAGUAUGUCAGUACUCCAACAAAGGGCUUGCUGAUCCUGAGCCCCAGAAAUCUGCGCAGUCCGGGUUACAAGAGCUCCAAGAAAUGCCUGAUUUCCGAAAUGAGCCAAGAGCCUCGACCUGUCUCCAAAGACUGUAUCUAUCCUGCCCUGGUCGGCUGCUCUGCACCCGUAGAAGCCGUUCUGCCUCAGAUAUCCUCCAACAUGUGGUCUCGUGGCUUUGGGCAGCUUGUUCGAGCCAGAAACAUCAAAACGGUCGGCGACCUCAGUGCUCUAACUCCCAGUGAAAUCAAGACUCUGCCAAUUCGCUCCCCAAAGAUCUCCAAUGUCAAGAAGGCACUUAAAAUUUAUGAGCAACAGCGUAAAGAUCGAGGUGGUGAUGAGUUGAAGAGUUUUGAUGAAAUGGAGAUGAUGACCUCUGAACUGGAGGAGACCAGUGCUCCUCAAAACCAGGAUGAUGAGGAUAAGACCUCAGGCGAAACGCUAGCAACAGAGCUGCUGGACGAGCCUGUUCCUGCAGAUGGGCGGCCGCAGCAGGACGGCUCCGGGAAUCGGACGCUUGACGCGCCGGCGGGAGAACACUACCAGCAACCACCCGAGGGACGGCCGCACCCUGACGGGCUGCUGUCAGAGGUGGAGGCUCUGACCUGCCGGAUGACGCCGCUAGAACUCGGCGGCUGCUCGCCACGGCAGCUCGUUCAGAUGCACGACCGGCUGGGGGGCAUGAUGAGGCGCGUGGUGGUCGAGCUGCAGACGCGCCUCUGCCAGACGGACGGCAAACCCUGAAGAGACUUCUGCUUCUGCUGGAUCAGACAGCUGUACAGGCGUUGAGAGGCACAUAAAAAGAUGGAUCUGUUCGAGGAGACUCCGUGACUAAGGAUAAAAUAUCAAAUAUCCGGCCAGGCUUUGGGCAAAUGGACGUGUUAAAUCGGCGGAUUUUACAGAGGAUUUUAUGGUUUUAACUCUCAGUAUACAUUGGCCUUUUCUCACAUUUCAUCUUUCUUUGCUAAAGAUGUUUUUUUAAUAAAUGCUAGCAGCGCAUUUUUUUUUUUUUUUUUUUUUUGAACCUCUCUAGCUUGAUCUUUUGAGUAGUUUAUAUGAUUUUUAAGAAGCACUCAAAGGGAAGCACAGUCACACUUUUCAAGCUGUGUCAAGAGAAGAUGAUGAUCUUUAUUAAUUGUAGUCUUGACAGGGACAAGUAUUUUCCUACUGUCCUCCGUAGACUUUGUAAUAAGGGACUGAUGUAAGGCUACGAAUGUAUGUGAAGAAAAAUGACUCCACAUGCUGUUGACCCUUCCAGUUUUGCACAUAUACUUUUUCUCUCGUGUAACAUCGGCCCCCCCCCCCAUGUGCCCUGUUUUUAGACUGUUUACAAUUCAACUCAUCAGUGCUCUUGUACUUUUUUGACGUUUUCUUAGUUUAUGAACCUUUUUGUAGAUGGUGGUAGACGGUCUGCACUUCGGUCUUCAUUUUUGUGGUUUUAAAUGCUCGAAUAAAAGGCAUAGCUGAUUUUU